Molecule: messenger RNA, 3156 nt
Organism: Hypomesus transpacificus
Lineage: Eukaryota; Metazoa; Chordata; Actinopteri; Osmeriformes; Osmeridae
Exons: 2
Coding region: 1-3156 (1051 amino acids)
Biological process (GO): proteolysis
Molecular function (GO): aspartic-type endopeptidase activity; nucleic acid binding; RNA-DNA hybrid ribonuclease activity
Source: RefSeq, a predicted model, not a curated record
AUGGUCACCUGCAUGAUUGAUGGAGAAAAAGUGGAGUUGAUGGUGGACACAGGUGCGGCAGUGUCAUGCCUGAACAAUCUAAAAGGGACAACCCCACUCUCUUCUAAAACCAUCAGAACAGUUGGAUACUCGGGACAAAGCGAAGAACAGCGGUACACCCAGCCACUAAUCACCACAGUCGGCUCACAAACACUGACACAUUCAUUUCUGCAUGCCCCCAAAUGCCCCAUGAACCUGAUGGGGAGAGACCUGCUGCUGAAAAUAGGAGUUACCAUCACCUGCUCCACAAAAGGAUUGGCGUUGUAUAUGCCAGGAGUAGAAACAUCAAAAACAAUCAGUGAUGGCCAGAGGAUACUGUUCAUGGGCACUAACACAAAGACACCAGUAGGAAUGACAGAAAUGACGCAAAUAUACUGGACAAGACUGUCUCCGCCAGGAGAAACGAAAGGAGCGCUCAAAACCUAUAUGGACUGGAAGGCAUGGAUCAAUGAACUACAUCCAUACGGACCGCCCCCGGACCCCCCACAUUGCACAUACAACUAUCUACGGGCACCAGACGAAGUAUAUCAGGAGGCGUGGCAGACACACAAAGAGGGAAAAACAGAGACAAUCAGAUCAAGAGACAUAUAUGUGGGAAAAGAAGGAGUCGCAGCAUAUUGUGAACUAACACCUGACCAGAUGGCAUGGUACACACUGACCACUGAAUCUGUGCCCCACAUCACCCUAUCAGUUGCAGCAGGAGGAGAAGCAAGGUGUCUCGGUCCAAUGGUGAAAAAAGCACUGACGAUGACAUGGCUGCCCACAACAGCACCAAAAUUGCAUGUGAACGCCGCAGGAGACAUGUGGAGAAUUUCUGACACACAAGACAACGAAGGAGAUAUGGAAGAAGUGGAGCUGGAAAGGGACCAUGGACGGGAACACACAAAUCACCCAAACACGGACCACUAUCUAAAAGAUGUCCCAGACAAGUUGUGGACAACAGGACCAUAUGAUGUAGGGAGGGUGACCAGCGAGAUUGGGAUGACACUGAAGAAUCCAUCUGACACACCAAUCUGGCGUCCCCAAUAUAAACUCAAAGAAGAACAGAUAGAAGGGAUUGGCGAGACCAUUGCCGGGUUGCUAGCAGCUGGAGUGAUACGGCCGUCAAACUCUCAAUGGAACACACCAAUACUGCCAGUACCAAAAGCAGGAGGAAAAGGAUGGAGAAUGGUGCAUGAUCUCCGCCCAAUCAACGAUGUAACAAACACGCGACUGUUGGUCGUACCAGAUCCCUAUGUCUCGCUCAUGAAUUUGUCGCCAGAACAAACCCACUUCUCAGUCAUAGAUCUGGCGAACGCUUUCUUCUGCAUCCCGCUGCGUCAAGAAGUACAGGACUGGUUUGCAUUCACAUACAAUGGACGGCGAUACACCUACAACCGCAUGCCACAAGGAUACAAGGACUCCCCGGGAAUCUUUAACUUAGUGCUGCGCGAUGACCUGUCAGACAUUACCCUGCCACAAGGGACAGUAAUUAUCCAAUAUGUGGAUGAUUUAUUACUAGCAGCGACCUCGGCUGAGCAGUGCCUCGAAGCAACCCGAACAUUGCUGACAGUGCUGGCGGAAAAAGGAUAUAAGGUGAAGAAAGAAAAAACUCAGAUUGCCAGACGAACAGUCACGUAUUUGGGCAGAUUGAUCUCAGCCAACAGCAUGACACUAACAGGCUCACAAAAGGAGUCCAUUUUGAACCAUGGGAAACCAACAAUUGUCAAACACAUGCUGGCAUUUCUGGGAUUGACCGGAUACAGCCGAAACCACAUCCCUGACUACGUGUCGCUAACCCAACCACUAAGGGACAUACUCAACACCGCCGGAAUCAGGGAACACCAACAAGUACUCGUCUGGACACCAGAGGCCGAGCAAGCAUUUAUCCGCACCAAACAAGCACUGGGACAGGCCGAACACCUCUGUCCCCCGGACUACACAAAACCAUUUCAUCUGGAUGUUUCUGAAACAGGUGGUACUGUUACGGCAGUUCUGUUUCAGAGAAAGGAGGGAGAAAGAAGAGUACUUAUGUAUCACAGUUCAAAACUUAGUAAUGUAGAAAUGGGACAAACAGGGUGCGGCAGACACCUGACGGCUUUAGCCAAGGCCAUCGAAAAGACAGCACACAUUGUCAUGUGCCACCCGCUAAAAGUCAACACAACACAUGGGGUGGUGUCAUUUCUUACCUCAAGGGCUUUCACCAUCUCUGCAGUACGAAAAGCAAAAAUAUGUGGGACAUUGACAAAACCACACAUUUUCUAUGAGACUGGAAACAUCAACAUGGCCCCUGAGUUGGAUCCUGCUGAACUCAUACCACACAACUGUGAAUAUGUAUCUCAGAAGGAUCUGAAGAUAAGACCCGAUCUUACCACCACACCACUAAAAGACCCGGACAGCACACUGUUUAGCGACGGAUGUUGCUACAAGGGAAACACUGGAAAUGUGGCCUCCUAUGCAGUUGUUCAGCAGGAAGGAACUGGCAAAUGGAACAAUCACACUACCUGGGAAGCAGAAAUCAUUCCACAACCAGCAUCGGCACAGUUAGCAGAAAUCCACGGGCUCACAAGGGCGUUGGAAUUAAGCCAAGGGAAAGCCGUAAACAUCUACACCGACUCAGCCUAUGCACAUGGAGCAGUGCAUGUAGACGGGCCACAGUGGAAAAGGAGAGGAUUUCUUACGACCAAUGGAACCGCCGUCAGACACUCCACGACUCUUAAGAGACUGCUCGAGGCAGUACUGCUGCCCACUAGGGUAGCCAUAAUGAAAUGUCCAGGACACCAAAAAAGCAAUAAUCAUGUUGCCCAAGGAAAUGAUGCGGCCGACAGAGCAGCCAAAAUGGCAGGAGGAUACACCAAGCAAUUGAUGUGUCUGGCCGAGCCAAUCAGACCAGCCCUGACCACACAAGACCUAGUGGAGAUACAAAAGGAAGAGGACAGAACGAGACAGAGCUGCAGUCCAGAUCGAAAAAGUGGACGUACUCAUCAUAUGCUUAAUAAUCAUACGACACUUCUUCUAGCCCAACCGGUUUCCUCACUUCACACAUUCCGCGGCAACACAUCAAUAUGUCUAGAUUGUGCUUUUGGGGACUGCUCGUCUGCACCAUGGGUUGUCUCAAAACAACCACUGAGUGCCUAA